UGUUUGAGAUGUUGGGACCGUCCCGCCCCCCUCUCCUCCUCGUCCCUCCUUCUCCUCUUUUGGUUCCUCCUCUCUCCUCUCCUCAGUGGUGGUCGGCCGGUCGGCGGGUGAGGAUGGGUGCGGCGUUCAGGAGGUUCUGCGCUCGGUUCUGCUGCUGCUGCUGCGUCCGGGACGACGAGGAUGAAGAUGAGAAGAGGCCCAUAUUCAGUAAUGAGACGCUGCAGUAUUUCGACCGCGAGGCGAAGAAGAGACGCGACCAGGAGACGAAUUUAUGGAACGAACCGGGAGAUCCAUCACACUCAGAGAGAGACGACGACAGAGCGCUCUACAACCUCCUCCAGAACCGAUCCAGAACCCACCGGGGGUCUCAGGGCUACAGGAGGCUGAGCGUGGACAUCGAGGCCAUGAGGGAGGUCAGGAGAGAGGUCAGGGACAAGUGGAAGAUGAUCCUGGAGAACCUGGGUUUCAUGGAGGGGGCGGAGUCUCUGUUGGCCGUUAACGCGAGUGCUUCGUACGACCGUAUAAGGAACGCGGCGGCGGCUCGAACCCUCCUCCAGACCCUCCACUCAGAGACGUCCAUCUUCAACAGCGGUGAACCUCCUCCUGAGAGGUACCUCUUCACCCUGGAUCGACUGAUUUAUCUGGACGCGGCGGAUGAGUUUGUGAUGAAGGCUCGACGUUUCUACCCUCCUAGAGAGGAGGACGAGGAUGAGGAGGAUCAGGGCAGCACUCUUCCUCUCCUCCUGUCCAGGGUCAAUCAGCACCUGUCUGCAGGAGAGGACGAGGACGAGGAGGAGGAGACCAGCAAGCAGGAUGAAUAAACCUGGACUUAU
Messenger RNA from Trichomycterus rosablanca, 833 nucleotides. RefSeq names its product melanoregulin (gene mreg). Gene Ontology annotation, cellular component: melanosome. The transcript has 5 exons. NCBI's taxonomy places the organism in Eukaryota, Metazoa, Chordata, Actinopteri, Siluriformes, Trichomycteridae. Gene Ontology annotation, biological process: melanosome transport. Bases 9 to 821 code for a protein of 270 amino acids. The record is from RefSeq and is a predicted model, not a curated record.